Botrytis fragariae is the source of this 1994-nucleotide messenger RNA. Its product is annotated as putative duf647 domain-containing protein. The record is from RefSeq and is a predicted model, not a curated record. Gene Ontology annotation, biological process: 2-oxoglutarate metabolic process. NCBI's taxonomy places the organism in Eukaryota, Fungi, Ascomycota, Leotiomycetes, Helotiales, Sclerotiniaceae. The coding region runs from base 126 to 1994 and encodes 622 amino acids. The transcript is spliced from 8 exons.
CAAUCUCCAGCACGUCAAACACAGAGGCAGACGACGGUCCUGAUUUCCUUCUUAAGGUCGCACAUCUUCUCAGUAUUUACAAAUUCUCUUUGUGAUUACUUUUUCAAUCUUUCCCAACCAUCAAGAUGUUUGCGACCAAGGUCCUUCGUCAAGCCUCUGCGGCUGCUGCUCACGCUGAGCGUACUCCAUUGAUCAGGUUCAUGGGCAAGAGAUCAAUUCCUUCUUCGGUUGAUCACUCUGCACGACCACAUCCAGCAUCCCCAACCCACGAACUUCCAGCAGGAUUCGCUGAGGCUCAAAAGUCUUCCUCCUCUUCCUUCUCUUCCUACAGACAAAAUGCUCAACAACAUGGUCCACUUGGUCGCAGCGCCAGAAGUGACGGUACAAUUGGUUCUCUCUCCGGUAGAGCUCUAGGCUCCGUUGCUCCAACCAAGGGAGAAUACUUCGAUCGCAGUGAACUCCCUGCACGUUUCCAACGUACUCCAAUUGAUCUUGCCGAGAUUGAUGCCAUCGAGACUGGCGGUGCUACAGUUCACUUUACCUCCCCCCUCAUAGAACCCCCGCUUAAGCCAUUAGAGACCAUGUCCGGGUCAGAAGAAAUCAAAGAGAUAAACCAAUCCGGUAAACUCAUCGCUACAUACAUUCGCUCUCAUACUAUUGGUUCUUCUAGCACGGAAUCUGACCGGAUCGAUGUCGAUAUACCAAAAGGUCCGUCGACGUGGGUUAUGAGCUUGGUAGGGGCAUUCAUGCCAGUGGGAUAUCCGGACAGUGUUACGGAGGAUUAUACUGCGUAUCAAUUUUAUGAUUCUAUUCAGGCUUUUGCUAGUACGAUUGCGGGAUUGUUGGCUAGUAGGGCUGUGCUUCAAGGUCUCGGCGUAGGCGACUCCAACGCCUCAGCAACUCACGCCGUUCUCCUCUCCAUCCUCCAAGAAUCCGCAGGUCGUAUCUCUACCAUCCUCUUCGCUCACCGACUCGGAAGUGCUCUCGAACCCGAAUGCAAAAAAUAUCGACUCAUGGCUGAUAUCUUCAACGACGCUGCUAUGAUUCUAGAUUGCAUCUCCCCUGCUUUUCCCAAAAUCCCCCGCGUGUUUUUACUCAGUGCGAGUAGUGUGUGUAAAUCGCUUUGCGGGGUUGCGGCGGGAAGUAGCAAGGCGAGUUUGAGCGCGCAUUUCGCGAAGAUGGGAAAUUUGGCGGAGUUGAAUGCGAAAGAUGCAAGUCAGGAAACUCUCAUAUCCCUCCUAGGUAUGCUCGUUGGAACAUUUGUCGUUUCCAAGAUUUCUUCUCAGGUAGCUACGUGGAUUGCAUUGCUCUCUCUCCUUUCCAUUCAUCUCGGUACGAACUAUCUGGCCGUCAGAUCAGUCACCAUGCGUACCCUCAACAGACAACGAGCAAAUCUCGUCAUUUCAUCUUUCCUCUCCAAUACAAAACACGAGAAGAACAAAACUGCUCUCCCCUCUCCUAGAGAAAUAUCGCUCCAAGAACGCAUAUUCGAACGCGACGGCGCGAUUCGUAACACCCAAGGCACAAUCCUCGCUUACUGCAAAGUCGGCACGAGUCUCCAAGAACUGCUCUCGUCAAUUUCCACACCCACAACUGCAGGAAGUUAUGCAGAAACUGAUUCAAUCCUUACAUCUCUACUAUCCAUCUACAAAAUUCAGGGUUACAUAAUGUGGUAUUCUCGUCCUCGCAAUACAUUCCUCGUUGUUUUGAAAGAAGGGUCACCCCCAAAAGUUCAAUUGGAUGCGUGGUUCCAUGCUAUCUUCGCCAUUACGUUUAGGGAGGAGAAGAUUCAUGAAUCCGAGAAGAAUCGGAUAGAUAAUCAAAGUAUUUUGAAUUGGAUGAAGCAAUCGCUAGAGCAAUCGGAGAAAUGGAGAGCUGAAAGGAGGUUUUAUGAGGAGUUGGAAAAGAAAGGAUGGGAUUUGAAUACGGCGGCGAUUGAGGUUAGAGCGGGAACGAGAUUGGUUGUUACUGAUGGGCAAGAGAGGGGAGAGUAG